GGCAGAGAUACGCAUUAUCGCACAAACAAACAAACAAGUUUCCGCAGGAAAAAAUAAAAAAUAAAAAAAAGAAAAGGAAAUUUCAUGGGAAGUUCGAUGAAUAGUGUGUUCUCUGCGGACGACUUCUCUGACUCGUUCUGGUCCUCGCCGGGAGGGACUCCGCCUCGGUUUCCGGAUCCGCUUAAUGAGUUGCCGAUGAACCGGAGCCUAUCGGAGUGGGCUCUCCAGAGGUUUUUGGCUGAGGUGUCAGGUUCGCCUGGUUCGAUUUCCGCGGCAUCGGUUGUAGCUCCUUCCGUGGUGACGCAAUCAACACCGUCGAUAACUGAAGCUUCUGUGGUGACACAAUCGACGGCGUCGAGAACUGAUGCUUCUAUGGUGACGCAAUCGAGGGCGUCCAGAAAUGAUAAUUCGGUGGUGACACAAUCGACGGUGUUGACAACUGAGGAAGGCGGUGAUGAUGACUUGGUGGAGAUCAAGACGCCCCCGUAUCAAGAUCAGGCUCUUCCUGGACCGUUGGAUCGAUGUGCUAAUUAUGAUGAUUACCAAGCUUAUCUCAAAAGCAAACUCGAUCUCGCUUGCGCUGCUGUUGCUCUUAGGGGGUCGGUUGUGAAGCCAGAAGAUAAACCUUCAUCUUCUUUAAUUGAGAAUCAAAGACAGGCUCUGUUGGGAUCUCAAGCUCCUGUGGCACAACACAAGACUGAUGGUGGGCCACUUGGCACUACACCCUUACCUGCUAUGCAAGGGAAAUCAGGGGUACAAGUCGGGCAAGCAGUUAGUGCCUCAUCAAGAGAAGAUUCAGAUGAUGAUGAGCUUGAAGGAGAUACAGAGGGUUCUGAUCCUCUGGAUGACAAACGUGCUAGAAGGAUGCUGUCAAAUCGGGAGUCAGCUAGACGCUCUAGGAGAAGAAAGCAAGCCCAUUUAAGUGAACUGGAAGCACAGGCUGGUCAAUUGAGAGUUGAUAAUUCUUCUUUACUGAAAGGCCUGACCGAUCUGAAACAUAAAUGUGAAGAAGCUACUGUCGACAAUAGAAUAUUGAAAGCUGACAUUGAGACAUUGAGAGUAAAGGUGAAAAUGGCUGAAGAAACAAUGAAGAGAUUGACAGGGGUGAACCCAAUGCUUUUAGCCAAGCAUGAUGCCAAAUUUGCAUUGAUCGACAGUCUAGUGGAAGCAUCUACAAAUGCAACCUUAUCGAUGCAACUAAACCCAAACCAGUUCUUUCACCAACCAGGUCCAAGUAUUGCUACUAGCACCCCGAAUCUCCAUAAUUUGGAUCAUGUUAUCCCAGAAAACACCCAAGGUUCCGUUGGAAAUCUGCAAAAUGACAGCAGUGGAAAAAACAGUGCUGAAGCAUCCACCUCGCCGCAUAUGGUUAACAGAGAGCUUGUGCACCAGCAGAUUGUUCAUAUGGUCAAUCCAUCUGGGUCCAGGGCCAUGCCUGGUUGGGACUCUGGACUUCCUCAUGCAAGUGUUGGUAAGAACAUUGAGAAGCAGAAUUAGAUUUAGUUUGGCCUAAAUAAAUCUGUCAUCAAUGAGGAAUUGGCUUAAAAUUAAAGGUAAUCUUGUGGAACAGCGGUAGGUUUAUAUUUGUUAUUGAAGUAUGACAUCUUUUUAUUAUUUUUCAUUCCAAAUCUGUUCUCAAUUUUUGUCUUCAUUCUACUUCAUAAAGAGAAAUAUAGUUCUUUA
Molecule: messenger RNA, 1683 nt
Organism: Pistacia vera
Lineage: Eukaryota; Viridiplantae; Streptophyta; Magnoliopsida; Sapindales; Anacardiaceae
Product: basic leucine zipper 25
Exons: 6
Coding region: 85-1497 (470 amino acids)
Biological process (GO): regulation of DNA-templated transcription
Molecular function (GO): DNA-binding transcription factor activity
Source: RefSeq, a predicted model, not a curated record